GUGUGUGUGUGUGUGUGUGUGUGUGUGUGUGUGUGUGUGUGUGUGUGUGUGUGUGUGUCUCUUAACUCAUAACCUGAACUUGUGAAAACCUUUAAGGCCUCGGCUUUAGGUUCUGCCUUGUUUUCCCAAACAAGAACAUUUUCUAAUGACAUGAUUCAAAAAGCUACACUAUUGCUUUUGGCAGCCCCUGUGGGACUAAAAGGUUUAGUGUCACCAAGCACCAGGCUCUCUUUAGAAAACCUCUGGUUUUACUGCAGCAGGGUCUGACAGUCUGCCCCGCUCAGUCCUGGUUCUGGUUCCCCUCUGGAGCUCCAACUGCAGGUCCAAGACAGUGGCAAAGCUGGAUCUGGGUCCGUCCACGGCAGGCUUGUCGCUGGCUCCGCUGGAGUCUGAGUUUGAGGAGUUUAUUGUGAACCUGCAUCAUUUCGAUGACGAGCAUUAAGAAUAAUGAGAGAGAAAUAGGCGAUGUGCUCGCUGAUGGUCUCGUUUACUCAUGUAGGUCAUACAGCGGCAUCAGCAUUAAAGUUCCUCACGGUAACUUUAAAGUAACACUGCAAACAAUCUACAGGUCAUACGGACAAAUGCAAAACACAAGGUAUUCUGAAUCAGAAUUUUGAAACAUUAAUAACCAUGUUUGCCAUGUUGCAAACCAGCAGUUGCCAUCCCAUCCCUCCGCAUGGAUUCAGUAACACCUGCUGAGCAGUGCUGAAAACUGCAUUCAAGAACCCGUCCUCAACAAACGUGAUGGGAGACGGUACGGACACUCUGCGAGGUCUGCCCCUCCCUCUCCCUCCCCCUCUCCCAAGUCACAUGGUGUCACCAGGCCCUGCACUAAGAAGAGCUAUAUUUACUGAGAACGCUGAAUCUGAUGACUUCUUUGUAGUACGUGUUGAUGAUUAUGUUUUUUGUGUCUCCCCCCCUGUAGGGAUGCCUGCAGCUUAUGACCUCAGCACAGUCAUUGGCAGCGGCCCGGCGGUGUCUCACAACAACCUCAUCCCCCUCGGUACGAAUCGCACUCCCCCCGACUUCUCAACAUCUCAUGUGAACACCGGAAUUGUAAACCACACCCACUCCAGGAUGGGCUCCAUCAUGAGCACAGGAAUUGUCCAGGGAGCCACCACGGGCCAGUCGGGUCCCAGCAGCAGCGGUACUUACUAUCCCAUCACCAACCAGUUCACCAUGGGGGGCGCCGCAAUCUCCAUGGCCUCGCCGAUGGUCAUCCCCAGCAACACCAUGCAUUACGGCAGUUAAGGCGAGGACCUCGCGGAGACCCCUUCGACCGCCCCGCCCCCGCAUGACAAGAGAUUCCCAGCCCCCCCGACCCUCCAGCCCCGACCGACGCACCGACCGCAGCCAAAACCGAUAUACCAAAACCAGUGCUGUGCUGGCACUGCCUCCCCUUGUUCGUCCCCCUCAUUCUACUUUGUUCAGUCCAUCACUAUAUGAACGGUCGAACGCUCUCGUAUCCGUCCAGACUCUUUUGUCUCGCUGACAGACGAAACCUCAUAACCCCUCCCUCCUCGGAUCCAUUGGGACUUCAACUUGUGCACAGCUGAGAUGCACAGCUGUUCUGAUCUAUCCCCUCCUCCCUUCAACAUGUAUCUGAGUCCCUCCACUUCCCCUCCUUUAUCGUUUUUUUAACGUCUUGUUUUUUUUGGUGUCAUAAUGACCUCCGAAGUGUUUCUUCAAACCCCUUUGUACCCUGAGACUCAACUCGCUGCCAGAUCCCAGCACCAGUCCGUUCCUACAGUUCUCCACACCACAUCUACACUAAAGCGUUUCAUUUGUACAGCAGGGCGCCAUUAUCAUCGACAUCAUCGACAUCAUCAAUGCUCGUCUCUGGGCUGCCAUGUAGGCUUCUCAUAUCUGAUCCAGUCCUCAAGGGCCCCGCCGCACUUUCCUCAAGAGACGGACUCACGCGAGACAAAUCACAAGUGAUUUUUUUUCACCCCGAUAUGCAGACAGUUGGGUUUUAGGAGGAGAUAUCAGAAAACUGAAGCCAGAGCACCCAAAAGAGUACGGAAAAUAUGCUUUUUAUAAUUUUUUGUGACUUGUACAAAACAAGUGACGUUCCACUUUAAAGCAGUGGUGUGGAUGCAAGCAUCAAGUUUUGGGAGAAUGGCACACCGGUCACCUUCCGUGCUGAGCAAAGAGAUAAAGCGCUGCAUUCGUCUCGUCCGCUGUAGAUUUUUAGGUUCCAGUCCUCUUUGCCAACACCUCGGCGUACACUACAACUGACAGGAAGUGGGCUCCGUGCUAGCAUGUUAGCGCACAACACGUCAGAUGAUAGUCGACCUCGUUUGAAAACAUAAGCUGCACGAUUUGUCGUUUGUCCACGCGUAAAAAGCAGUCGGUUGACACCGUUCACACUACACAAUCGAUCCGUCGUUAAAAAUCCAAAUAUUGAUCAGCGCAGCUUUAAAUGUGCUCGCACAUCUUACGCAUUCCCGCGAUAUUAGCCUAGCUCAAAGGCCAGAAGCAGGGGAAAAGCUAAAGUUAAAAAACACACCUGUCUUAGUUGGACUUUACAUAAAAACUAUUAAAAUGUAAAAAUAAAACUUUAAAAAUGAUAAGUUUACGGACCAGUUUGCCGGAGGUUUUUUCACUAACACGCAGUGUCUUGUCAUAGAAGAGCUGCUAGUUUGAGCACCCUCCAAAACUGACCAAAAAGCCAGGGGACAUUUUUAAUCUGCUCUUAAGAGAAAUGAAUAAAAGGAGUUGUCGGAAGGUGUAUUUUUCGUCAGAGCUCGGCUAUGACCACCGAGAUAAAUCUGUACCAGACUCACUGAAAUUCACUUUGGGUUUUGAUGGCAAACAAGCAUCUUAAAAUGCGCUACAUGUUCUCAUUCUCUCACUUUCGCAGCAGGUUUAAGGCUUCGAGCAGGUCGUAUCACGUACGAUCGUGUCUAAAAGGGAAGUGUGCAUAGCCGUUCUGAAAGGCCACACCAAGAGCUCCCGAGUCGAAGAGCUUUUCUUUUUGUUGCCUUUUAGUUGUGCAUACAAAAAAAGUGCCAGUUGCGAUAGCUUGAGAGAGAAUUUCAACACGGAAGGUGACCAGUGGGAGAAACUCGCCAAAAAGAAACUGUCUUAUUUUAAGCUAGAGCUGUAAACCUGCUGCUCCCAUCGCACGGUUCUCUUCACCCAAAACGCCCAGUUUUUCUUUUCUUUUUAUCCUUGUGGACAUAUCAGCAGCUCCUCCCCGGCCAGAUACCUCCGGCACAGUUGGAGGGGGGGGGGAGAUUCUGACAACAAACCGGUAAGGACCAAUGAUCCCCACGUGAUCCUCACGGAGUGAGUGAAGCUGUGCUGGAUUGGCAGCGUUCCAGUUUACAUCCUUACCAACCUCCCCCACCCCCUUCCUCCCGACCUCCUUCAAGACGAAGAGACUUCAACGUCGUGGCGUGGGAGGCAAGUCCGACCCCCCCCCCCCCCCCCCCCACCAACACUUGUCUGUUCACCAUGUAUGCCCUCCGACAUAUCACGCCCCCGACACCCUCUUCCCCCUUUUAUCAGUCGCGGAGAGAGGACUGACACACGUAUGCAUUGCUUCCAGUGUCACAACUAUCGGACUUGAAAAUAUUACGAGUUAGAAAAGUUUUAAGAGUGCUGAGGGGGAAAAAAAGUCUUUGUAGGAUUAACCUUUUUUGUUAUCUUUAUUUUGUUUCGUUUUUUUUUUUUUUUUUUUUUCUUUCACAAAAAACAACAAACGAUGAAAAAAAAAAAGAGAAAAAAAGAGAAAGCAAAUUAAAUGUGGUGGAGAUGUUCCAAAACCAUCCUGAAAUCAGGUGUUGUAGUACUUUUUAAUUUGUCGAAUAGACUGCGGACACACACCAGAUGUUUACUAGCCUAUAGCCAUCGUGUCCCCUUUUUCUUUUUGUUAUCAUUGAAUUAUUUCCUCUGUGUAGUAGCGGCAUUCACUUUUUUUUUAUCAUGGAAAAGUGUGAGGAA
This is a messenger RNA of Anarrhichthys ocellatus (wolf-eel), 3948 nucleotides long. Its product is annotated as histone-arginine methyltransferase CARM1-like. NCBI's taxonomy places the organism in Eukaryota, Metazoa, Chordata, Actinopteri, Perciformes, Anarhichadidae. The transcript is spliced from 3 exons. Bases 745 to 1251 code for a protein of 168 amino acids. The record is from RefSeq and is a predicted model, not a curated record.